AUGGAGAAUUCCAGCAGAAAGAAACAGCUGUCGACGAAGAUUGCUUCUCCAGCACAAUACCAUCUUUGGAAUGUGAAGGGUCAGAUGAACCAUCCAGGGUAUUUACGCGAUGGUUUCAGAGAAGAAUGCCGCAGCGGAGGCGGGCCGUCUCUGUCCACCAGUGAUAGGGCUGCGCAGUCUUGGCCGGAUCCGAGGACGAAGCCGCACAUCUUUACCAACUGCCACAUCUUAAUCUCUUGGUCGGCCACAGACCGGGUCACGACGUUUCUUCUUCCUCCAUCGCAUUUUGGCGUGUAA
This is a messenger RNA of Akanthomyces muscarius, 297 nucleotides long. RefSeq lists its product as uncharacterized. Lineage: Eukaryota; Fungi; Ascomycota; Sordariomycetes; Hypocreales; Cordycipitaceae. The coding region runs from base 1 to 297 and encodes 98 amino acids. The transcript is spliced from 2 exons. The record is from RefSeq and is a predicted model, not a curated record.